Pseudogymnoascus destructans is the source of this 504-nucleotide messenger RNA. RefSeq lists its product as uncharacterized. The transcript has a single exon. Bases 1 to 504 code for a protein of 167 amino acids. NCBI's taxonomy places the organism in Eukaryota, Fungi, Ascomycota, Leotiomycetes, Thelebolales, Thelebolaceae. The record is from RefSeq and is a predicted model, not a curated record.
AUGGGACAAUUCCGCAUCCAAGGCCGAUAUGCGUCAGAGUCAAAACUUGGCCCAAAUGCACCAACCAAGAAAGCUGUUCUGUCACCUUUGUCGCUGGAGGCCCGGAAGGAUCCUCUAGCAUUUCGCAAACUUGUCCUUGAAACCAUCACACAGAAGCCUAUCUCGACUGAAGACAUUGGACGUGAACGACUAGGAAGUCAGUUUCUCCGAGCUACGAAUCUGGCCUGGGCGGGAGCGAAGAGACUCUUCGCAGUGGAGGAAAUGAUCGAUAAAUCCAAUCAAGAGUUCAAGAAGCGUGAAAAGGAAUUGGCUCAGCAGAAUGAUCUUUUACGAUGUCAACGGGACGAAGCUCGUCGAGCAGUUAGAGCGCUUAUCUCUGCCCACGUUCGUGAUACACCAGGAGUUUCGCAAGAUGAUCAGAAAGAUCCGCUCAAGGUUCUUCUGUCAUGGGUUGAGAAUCCGGGGAAUGAUGUGGACCGGCAAGACGAGGAUGUAUCAGGAUGA